Molecule: messenger RNA, 1140 nt
Organism: Pleuronectes platessa (European plaice)
Lineage: Eukaryota; Metazoa; Chordata; Actinopteri; Pleuronectiformes; Pleuronectidae
Exons: 2
Coding region: 49-984 (311 amino acids)
Molecular function (GO): nucleic acid binding
Source: RefSeq, a predicted model, not a curated record
GAGGCCAUACAGUAAUGCAUAUGUUGAUUUUUUUUGUCCCUCAAAAGAAUGCAACGUCUUCCUCCCUCUGGGGGAAGAGGUAAGCUCCUUAAUCAUCAACAAGAGCUUGCCAUAGUAGAUAUGGUUGUUGCAAAUAACGCAAUUAAACUGCAUGAGAUUCAAAGCAGAAUUUUGGAGGACCAAGAGAUAUUUCACAAUAUCAAUAGCAUCAGCCUCGCAACCAUUACGCGGACAUUGUCCAAACACAGAGUGCGGAUGAAACAGCUCUACACUGUUCCCUUUGAGAGGAACAGUGAGCGAGUCAAGGUGCUACGACAACAAUAUGUCCAGAGAGUUAUGGAAUUGGAGGCCAACCAGGCCCCUCAUGAAUUCGUAUACGUGGAUGAGGCAGGAUUUAAUCUGGCCAAAAGGCGUCGACGUGGAAGAAAUGUCAUUGGAAAAAGGGCCACAGUUGAUGUUCCUGGACAGAGAGGGGCAAAUAUCACUAUGUGUGCGGCAAUUUCAAAUGCAGGAUCACUCCUCCACAAAUGUCAGGUUGGACCUUACAACACCGAGCGCCUCCUUGCUUUUCUCGAUGAUCUCCACCAGCGCCUGGUUCCAGAGCAGGAUCAGGAGGGUGAAAACAGGAGGACCUUCGUUAUCACCUGGGACAACGUGGCCUUCCAUCACUCACAAGCAGUUACAGCAUGGUUUGAGGUCCACCCAAGACUGAUUCGUCUAUUUCUUCCACCCUAUUCACCUUUCCUCAACCCCAUAGAGGAGUUCUUUUCUACAUGGAGGUGGAAAGUCUAUGACCAUCAGCCACAUGACCAGUUGUCCCUCCUUGAAGCCAUGGAUGCUGGCUGCAGGGACAUCACAGUUGAUGAUUGUCAAGGGUGGAUCAGGCAUUCCAAGCGGUUUUAUCCAAGGUGUAUCGCCUUGGAUAACAUCAGAUGCGAUGUGGAUGAAAACUUGUGGCCUAACCCUGAAGAUCGCAGGGAUUAGAUAAAGGAAUUUUGUGCUUUUUUUUAGUUCUCCCUUUUUACUGGGCUUUUUGCUGUUGCUUUUUUGUUCAUGGAUAUUUUGUUAACUUUACAGUAAACAAUACUGUAAAACGUUUUCUGUUGUAUCAUACUGUAAACAGUAUUUCUACUAUACCUC